Molecule: messenger RNA, 929 nt
Organism: Oncorhynchus masou masou (cherry salmon)
Lineage: Eukaryota; Metazoa; Chordata; Actinopteri; Salmoniformes; Salmonidae
Product: myosin light chain 1, cardiac muscle-like
Exons: 5
Coding region: 45-575 (176 amino acids)
Cellular component (GO): myosin II complex
Molecular function (GO): calcium ion binding
Source: RefSeq, a predicted model, not a curated record
AGUGUCAUUCCUCCUGUGUGCCCUGAGUAUGGACGUACAUCGCAAUGGCACCCAAGAAGAAGGAAGAGCCCAAAGAAGCACCCAAACCCAAGGCCCCAGAGCCUGAGCCAGUCAAGAUCCCGGAGUUUAACCCCACAGAACUUGAAUUCACUCCUGAGCAGAUUGAGGAUUUCAAGGAUGCUUUCCAGCUGUUUGACAGGACACCACUCAAUGAGAUGAAAAUCACAUACGGACAGUGUGGCGAUGUGAUCAGGGCACUGGGGCAGAACCCUACCAACGCUGAAAUCACAUACGUCCUUGGAAAGCCCAAGGCUGAGGAGAUGGCGACAAAGAUGCUGGACUUCGACAGCUUCCUGCCAAACCACCAACACAUCUGCAAAGCCAAGGACCGCGGCACAUAUGAGGAUUUUGUUGAGGGUCUGAGGGUAUUCGACAAACUGGGCGAUGGCACAGUCAUGGGUGCUGAGCUCAGGCACGUCCUGGCUUCACUAGGUGAGAAGAUGAAGGAGGAUGAGGUUGAGCAGCUCAUGACAAACCAGGAGGACGCCAACGGCUGUAUAAACUACGAAGGUUAAGAAAUGAUACCCUCUUCUUGCUAUCGUUGACUAAACAUUCCAAAACAUCACUUUUAAAUCAAUCAAGAUUUCUGUAUGUAACUCCCUCGUCUAUUUCUCCUCUCAGAUUUUGUAAAACACGUCAUGGCAUCUUAAAAAGGCUGCCAAGACACCCAAUAGUUGAAGACAGGUGAUUGUUCAUCUGUUAAUGGAAUGUCCACACCAUGUCCCUGAUCCCAUGUGCUCAUCCCUAUGUGCCCAAUUGGAUUACAAUUCCAUCAGGUGACGGGACCAAUUAACUUAAACGAAUUGUUCAUUGUUUUCAUUUGCUCCCCAUCUUGUUCACUCAAAUAACAAAUGUGAUUGUACUAUUCA